Molecule: messenger RNA, 2449 nt
Organism: Odontomachus brunneus
Lineage: Eukaryota; Metazoa; Arthropoda; Insecta; Hymenoptera; Formicidae
Exons: 4
Coding region: 1956-2408 (150 amino acids)
Molecular function (GO): DNA binding
Source: RefSeq, a predicted model, not a curated record
GUCCCCGAAGGGUGAAAAUUUUUUUCGGUUUUUCGGUAUUCCGUUGAGAGUUCUGGUGGCCCGCCAAAGAGUUCUAUCGAUUAUCCUUAUUACUCUAAACGGUAAAAUUGACGGAAAAAAAGUUUUAUCGUUUUAAAUUUUCACAAUCGUGAAGUUGGCCCCCCGGAUUUUCUAUUUGUUACAAGUGACUUGCGUGCGGUUCUAUCGCUUAGAAUCAUAAAGAUUAUCGUAUGUCUUGUGAGAAUCUAUACAGAGCCGUUAACGGAAUGCCGAAAAACUUCAUGAAAAUUUUUUCUCAGUUUGUUUAAUUUUGGCGGGAAAAUUUUUUUUUGAAUUUUCGUGUUUUCUUAUGAGUUCUGAUAGCCCGCCGAAUAGUUCUAUCGAUUAUUCUUAUGAUCCUAAGCGAUAAAGUUGACGGUAAAAAAAUUAUAGCCUUUUCAAUUUACUCAAUCGUGAAGUUGGCCCGCCGUACUUUCAUUUCGUGUUUUCAUCACUUUAAUGAACGGAACUAUUUUUAUUAUUGAUAGAGAACUCUAGAACUCUUUGGCGGGCAAUCAGAACUCUAUUCAUUUUUUUCAAAUUUUGAAAAAGUGGGGCCAACUUCACACACGUGCGGAACUCUUCCCGCGCCGAUUUCGGAGUCGCCAAACUAUUUCGCGGUUGCCGGUCUCUCAGGUUCGGGUCGUCGCGGAGCCUGGUCCGCGAGACCCAUCGGAGACGUGCAUCGUCCCGUACGUGGACCGGUCCAUGCCUGUUGAACAUUCGUGGUUUCUUUGCGGCGAAACGUUCAGCAACUUGCCGUCGCCUCGACCUCGGGUGUGCUGCGCUCGCGACGCUCGACGAGACGUUCGUCGCUCCAGCCUCCCUUCCGUCCGCGGUGCGAUCCAACACGGCCGUGCGCGCUGAGGAUCCCGCUGGAGAGCUCCGUCGCGAUUUUCCUUGCAACGCAACAAGGGUGCUGGCUCGCCCUCAUCCUCAAGCACGUCGACGCUCCGCUCGUGACUCGACUUCAUGCACCUUCAGCUCCUCUCUCCGAUCUCCACGCGCUCGGCCUCAUUCGUCGGUUUCGAGAUUUGGAUCCGGGUUGGACUCAGGGGGCAACGCGGUUCGACCGAGAGGUUCGCAUCUCCUCGCGUUCGUGCGUGCUCCACAUCGGAGCGCUCGGCGCUCGCGGCCGUCGGACGCGAGAGCCGACGGCACGCGCUUCGGCAUCACUGUGAGACUCGUUGUACUUGUGAAUUUUACACAUUGUAAACCGUGAUCCUGCUCGCGUUCGCAUGUUUGAGUCUGAGGCCUCGCGAAGCAAGAUUUCCGGCGAGCUCUUCAAGAUCUCCGUCGCGUGAGUAUCAACCUGAUAUUCGUCAAGAUUUCCGUCGCGCUACGAACGGCCUCUUGCUCCAGACUCGCCCAAGAUUUCCGUUCUUCGCUCGUCACAGGAUCCGGUUAUAACGGUGAACUCUCUGUGCUUAAUAAAUAUAUGUAGUUCUGUAUCACGACUGAAGCUUAUUCUCCAUCCCGCUUUCACUCCCACGCACGACGCCGGUGCCUCUCUCGAGGCAGUUCCCGGCGCUUUUCGUGUCGGCUCUCGGCUAAACGCGGUCGAGCCCGAUACAGAGCAAGAUGAAAACGCAAACUACAUAUAUUGUCAUAUGUGGAAAUAUUCAAGAUUUUACUGAAGUACUCAUUGGCGAAGUUCUGAAACGUCCUGCAUUGUACAAUAUUAAAUCAUCAAUCCAAAGUAGGAGUCGAGUGAUCGUUAAUCAAUUGUGGCAAGAGAUUUUUGAAGUCUUUGAAGGCCAGAUACCAGUCGAAGAAUUAAAAAGACGCUAGAAAAUUCAACGUGAUCGAUACAUGAAAAUCCGAAGCGAUAUGAAAAAAAAAAACACCUAGUGGAUCACCUGCGGCAGCCAGAAAACAACUGAACUAUAAAUAUUAUGAAUUAAUGUCAUUUUUAGAUGAUAGUAUGGAACAGCGAAAACAUGUAUCGAAUAUAUGUUUUAAUAAAAAAUCACAGCCGCUUACUUCAUCAUCAAAUUAUAAUGCUUCAUUAUCGAAAACUUCUCACGUUGACAGUCCGCUUUCAUCAUGUACUCAGGUUAAACCUUCUUUUACAUCUUCUACUUGAGUUUUCGCCAUUCACUAUGUCUUCCCAGUCUUCGUCUUCUCCAUUGACAAGUUAUCCCGAAAGUCACAAUUUCAGCAAUCCACCAAAACGCUUUCGGCAAUCCACUACUGUCGAAGACGAAAUAUUGCGUGGGUUGUCUGCUUUCAAACCAAUAACACCUGCAGCAACAGAUUCGGUAGAUUUAUUCUGUCGCAGCAUUGUAGAUACUUUACGGGAGCUAGAUCUCAAAAGCAGACUAUCAAUGCAAAUACAAAUAAUGCAGCUACUCCAUGAUAAGUUUUAAAAGACUCAGAAAGAUAUUAUUGUUAUAAUAAUAUUAAGAAA